UGUGACGCAAGCGCGGCCAGCUGAGGGGCCAUAAUAGAGGGUAGGGUCAGGGCGGCCUGGCACCGGCAGUGUCGCUCAGGCUGCCGGCCGGUCGGGAGCCCUCAAAGAGCCGCGGUGUCAGGUCGCAGGGCAGUUAGCGCUUUUGGGUGAGGAGACCGUGGCAGUGGCGGCGGCGCCGGCGGCGGCGACCCCUCGGGCGGCAUGUUCCGAGGAUUGAGCAGUUGGUUGGGCCUGAAGCAGCCCGAGGGGGCGGCGGCGGCGGUCGGAGAGCCGCCCAGCGGGGACGAGCUGUCUGCGGGAGACGCGCCUCCUGAGGAGCACCCCGAGCAGCCCACCCAGGAGGAGCCGCAGCCGGCCGAGGACCCAGAGCUCCUACACCAGGCCAGAGGCCUCGGAAAUUAUUUGUUUAACUUUGCGAGUGCUGCCACAAAGAAGAUAACAGAAUCUGUUACUGAAACAGCUCAGACAAUAAAGAAAUCUGUGGAAGAAGGAAAAAUAGACGACAUCAUUGAUAAGACCAUUAUAGGGGAUUUUCAAAAAGAACAGAAAAAAUUUGUUGAAGAACAACACACAAAGAAGUCAGAAGCCGCUGUGCCGCCAUGGGUUGAUAGUCACGAUGAAGAAACAAUUCAACAGCAGAUUUUGGCUUUAUCAGCUGACAAGAGGAAUUUCCUUCGUGACCCACCAGCUGGUGUGCAGUUUAACUUUGAUUUUGAUCAGAUGUACCCUGUCGCCCUGGUCAUGCUCCAAGAAGAUGAGCUACUAAGCAAGAUGAGAUUUGCACUUGUUCCUAAACUUGUAAAGGAAGAAGUAUUCUGGAGGAACUACUUCUACCGCAUCUCCCUGAUUAAGCAGUCGGCCCAACUCACAGCACUGGCUGCCCAGCAGCAAGCCACUGGAAAGGAAGAGAAAAGCAACAGAGAAGAUGAUAUGCCACUGACAGAGGCAGUACGGCCCAAAACACCACCUGUCGUAAUCAAAUCUCAGCUUAAAACUCAAGAGGAUGAGGAGGAAAUCUCUACCAGCCCGGGCGUUUCUGAGUUUGUCAGUGAUGCCUUCGAUGCCUGCAACUUAAAUCAGGAGGAUUUAAGAAAAGAAAUGGAACAGCUUGUACUUGAUAAAAAGCAAGUGGAAACAAUUGCACUAGAAGAAGAUUCUGCCGAUUGGGAAAAGGAACUACAACAGGAACUUCAGGAGUAUGAAGUGGUGGCAGAGUCUGAGAAGCGAGAUGAAAACUGGGAUAAAGAAAUUGAAAAGAUGCUGCAGGAGGAAAAUUAGUCCCAAACCAAUUCUUAACAUUGUGCUGACAUUACAUGUCGAUGCUCGCUGAAUCAGAAGGCACAAAAAAAUAAAUAAUUAAAUUUA
Messenger RNA from Peromyscus leucopus (white-footed mouse), 1365 nucleotides. RefSeq names its product synapse associated protein 1 (gene Syap1). The record is from RefSeq and is a predicted model, not a curated record. NCBI's taxonomy places the organism in Eukaryota, Metazoa, Chordata, Mammalia, Rodentia, Cricetidae. The transcript is spliced from 9 exons. Gene Ontology annotation, cellular component: cytoplasm; synapse. Bases 202 to 1278 code for a protein of 358 amino acids.